AUGGCCGCUUUGCAAGACGUCGUUUAUUUAAACUGCGUGGGUCCGGAAGGGGCCAUUCCAUUGUGCGGCUGGGUAGUCAGUAUCGCCGGCUCCGACACAGUCAUUGCAGCUGCCAGUGGCAUUCUUAAAGGGGUCGAGCAGGUAGUUCAGGGAAAGCACUCCGAUUACAAGAUUGAUUUUAUCAAGGUGCCCUCCGACUCGGUGACCAUUAGCUGUCCCUCAAUUUGGGGGGGCCCCAAGCCCAGAGACCUUCCUCCGUUGAAGGCCUGUCUUGAAGCAUGGAAAAAGAUCGAGAAGGCCGAGUUGCCGAGCAGCGAGGCCGAGCUUCCUUUACCUUCGCGGGCUCAGCGUCCUCGGGGAAGCCUUCGUGCCGGGAUGAAGGGGCUCAGGGGUCUUUUCAACGAGGACGACGACGACGAGGAGGAAGACACCGACGACGAGGAGGAGUUCACCAAGCGAAGAGCGACUUCCCGCAUGCAGCCUCCGGGGGCAUCAGGCAGCCGAGCUUCGUCGAGCAAGAAGGACGAGGGACAAGGCCUGGGGACCGGGGACUUGAAGAAGGCGCUCAUGCGAGGCUUAGCCGAGGGCCAGACUCCGAGCGACUUGAUGCCCAUCAUGAUGAUGAGCAUGCUCCUGGACAAGGACAAGAAGGAAAAGCGCUCCAGGCACAGCGGCCGCGACGGCAAGGACCUCAGCUUGUUUGGUGGUUCCGACUCCGAAGAGUCGGGAGGCGAAGACGCUUUCCAGGGCAAAGGGAUGCGGGCAGUGGCGACACUGCACAAGCUGCACGAGCAAAUCCGCAGGCGACCGAGGAAGAUAUGCGAGAUCUUCGAGCACGAGGUUGUUCAGGAGCUGGGGGUGAUCAAGGGCCAAAGUUGGACUUUGAAGGAUUAUGUGAAGAAGCAGCCGUGGGGAAAGUUCAAGGGGAUGUAUCGCUGUGCCUUGAUGGAUGUCGAAGUGUACGAGCAGCUGCGAAAUGGCGACCCGCAGAUUGCAGCGGCGCAGAUCGUGCAGAAUCUCAAGGCGAAGAUCCAAAGCGUGUUGCAGGGCGGGGACUGGAGCACGGCAUGGCUCCUCACUGGGCUGCCCGACCCACUCUCCAAGCGAGAGUGGGCGGGCAGCAAGGAGGAGAUGGCGAUCAUUUCGGGCUACGUGGAUGCUCUCCAUCGCCUGAAGAAGCGGGUGAAGGACAAUCAGGCCGCAGCGGAGGAGGACGAGGGAGAAGGCCAGGGUGCUCAGGGUAUUUUGCCGGAGCGUGGUGCCGGCGCCAACAUUCCACUCUUCCCGUGCGUGCUCCCCUACCCGGAGGCCAUCUUGACUGACGGUGUGAGCCUGGACCCCGAGGGUUGCCGUAGGUGGUUUGCCCGAGCCUUCGUUAACACGUUUGUGGCUUGGGGAAACUUCGUAACUCUUGGAUGUCCAGCAGAAGGGGGCAGUGGAUACGAGCCGCGGGUAGCUUAUUUGUGCCGGGAAGAGGCCCGGGUGAUGGCAGAUGAGCUUCUUGGCGAGGUGGAUGAAUUCGUUUCUCUGGAUCUUGCUCUAGGUUUCAGGAAAGGCUCUUUCAACGGCGUUGCCGGUGUGUGCUACGAGGGUGGCUAUGCCGGAACAGGCCGGGCUGGUGGACCCGGGCAGAUGGACAUCGCGGUGGCGUGCCAUCGGGUGCCACCCGAGGAGGAGAAUGAGCUUGCACGUAAGUUGGUUGCACAUGGCAUGGCAAUCCCCGUUCCAGAACGUGAACUCCCGCAUGAUAGUCGAGGGCAUCUUCAUGUAGGUGGAUUGUUUUGUGUUGCCAAAAAUGAGAAAGAGGACCGCUUGAUAUAUGACAGGAGACCAGAGAACAGCAAGAUGAGCAAGCUUACAUGGGCGAGGCUGCCGAGCGGGGCGUGCUUUACUAGGAUGCUUCUCGGGGAGAACGAGUAUCUCAGGGGCUCGGGGGAUGACCUACGCAACUAUUAUUACAUGUUGUCUUUGCCGCCGAACUGGGUGAAAUUCAACUCUGUGGGCCGGCGCAUGUCCCGCCAGGUGCUCGACGAGCUCGGUUACGACAGCGAGGUGGACCAUCGACUAUGUUUCAAAGUCUUAGGCAUGGGUGAUAUAAAUGGUUGCGAUAUUGCUCAGGCCACUCAUGAGUGCAUCCUUCGUGAACAUGGGGUACUUGAUCGUUCGACUCAACUGGUAUACGGUGAACAUGUCCCCCAGGGUCCAUUGUGGGAGGGAGCUUAUUUAGAUGACCUCUUGAUCACUUUGCGUUGCCGAGUUCCUGGGAGAGUACCUCUCGAUGGCAGUUUUCGCCCUCCCGCUGCGCAGGCAUCGGAUGCCGACGCCAAGCAGGUGGCAGCUGCUGAGAAGGCCUACAAGGAGGCCCGAUUACAGCGUGCCGAACACAAAGCUUUCCGAUUCGAGACUUCGUUCAAGGCUUGGGGUGCACAUGUCGACGGCAUCAUCGGCAAGGUGGGGGUACCUAUCGAAAUCCGUAGACAGGUGUGGGUGCUACUUGCAAAGAUUGUCGCCGGAGGCUGGUGCAACAAGGAUACGCUUCGCCGGGUGCUUGGUUGCUUAGCGUACAUCUUCCAAUAUCGCAGGGAAUUGUAUUGCCUACAACACCACAUCUAUAAGUAUGUGCAGGGCAUGCCGGAUGAACAAUGGUGCAGGCUCCCGCGGCAUAUUUUGGAUGAACUUCGUUCGUUUGCAUUGCACCUCCCCUUUGCUCUUUGGGACAUGCGUAGGAAGCUCAACUCCACCCUGAUCUCGACAGAUGCCACACCAACAUCAGGUGGCUCGGUGGCCUGCAACAUGCCGCCAGAGCUGGCGAAGGAGCUUUGGCGUCAGUCCGAGAUUAAGGGCGAGGCGGUUCGGUUGGACAGGGGCAUCGGGCCUGACCUCUCUUGGGACCUGCCAAAGGACCCUUCGAUCUUCGCGAGCACGGUUGCGGAGAGCAUGGACUGGCGGGUCACCGGGUCUUAUUCGUUCCGGCAAACUUCACAUGUGAACUUGCAAGAACUCCGAGCCCUGAGACGUGAGGUGAUCCGCAUGGCCCGCGCCCGGCAGCAUCGCAAUUCUGUGGUCGUAGCCUUGAACGACUCUAGGGUUGUUUGUGGGUGUGUUGCAAAGGGGCGCUCAUCAAGCUACAAGCUGAACGGCAUGUUGCGAGGCCUUCUUCCUCAUCUCGUUCUGGGCAAGAUCACGCUUGCCGUCUUAUGGGUGGAAACCUCAAACAACUAUGCGGACCACCCGUCUCGAUUUCGGGAGCUGCCUCCGCCUAGGCUGCCGCCUCCUUGGUUGCAACGUCUUGGAGUAUGUGCCUCAGCGAGAAUGACGGGUAUUGAGCUAUCGGCAGGAGGGUCGUCAGUAACGAGAGCACAUAUCGAAGCAGGCUUGCACAUGGCUGAGCCCAUUGACAUCACAUGUGACUUCGAUGCGCCGAGCCCUUGGAUUGAACAGUGGUUUGAGCUAGGUGUCGUUGAUUGGGUGUGGAUUGCUCCUUCAUUUGCUGCACCCCCUCACCAUCGACUCCAUCACAGAGGUUGUCGUUGCAGCUGGGAGGAACACGGGGUGGUACAAGAUGCCGAGGACUCGAUUGAUCCUCGCUGGUGUCGCAUUGUGGAGUUCGUGGAACGAAUCUUGUGCAUCGGAGGCUUCUUCUUUUUGGUGUGCCCCCGUGACACUGGGGUCUGGCUCUCAGCGGAGUUUCAGAGACUGCUCAAUCGCGAAGCGGUGAAAGUGCACCGCGUCGACUGGCACUACUUGCAUGAGGCGCUAACAGUGCAGGUGGAGACGCAGAGCCGGCCCGCGUUGGAGGACGCAGAGGCUGAUCACUGGACCGUGGUCGCUGAGAGUCCGAGGGCUGCUACGCGGGAGUCUCCUUCACCGCCAAGAGCUUCAAGAGCAAGCGAGACUGAGCAGGCGUCAGCGUCAAGCACUGGUCCUCAACCUCCGCUUCUUCGACGCACAGAGGCGCAGGCAAACAGUGGAGCGCGGGCGCGUGCAGCAGCCACCAGGGAACCCGGAGGCUGCCGCCCCACAGUGCGAGAGCAGCUAGAGAACGUUAAAGGCAGCUCGGUGGCGUACAGAGAGGACCUCCGUACGUACAUCAUCUUGGCCAAUCCGAAGCAGCCUCAUCGUUUAGGAUGGGUCCAGGGACCGGCAGGGGUGGUUUGGCCACAGCUCGAGGCGACGCUCCCCAACGGGCGACUUUACGGCUCAGCCGUCCGUCUUCGGCGGGUGAACGGCCUGGAGGAGGCCCGCGAGCUGUGGAACAAGUGCCAUCCGGGGAAGCCCAUGCCGCAGCUGCAACUAUGA
Messenger RNA from Symbiodinium necroappetens, 4299 nucleotides. The record is from the annotation of a GenBank genome assembly. NCBI's taxonomy places the organism in Eukaryota, Dinophyceae, Suessiales, Symbiodiniaceae.